CAACAGUACAGCCGAACGGGCAUUCGGCAACACAUUGACCACGCAGUCUCUAUAGCGCAGUUAUCUGUUACUUUGGUCGCAGACGACGAUAAUUGGGCGGCACGGAUGAACAAUUUAGGGUGCAUGCUUCAAAGUCGGUACGAGAGAACGGGGGCGACGGCAGACCUCGAGGAAGCCAUCGGCGUCGCCCGGCAGGCCGUCGAGGCCACGCCCGAUAACCAUCCCGACCGCGCAACCUGCUUAAAUAACCUAGGAAACAAGCUUCAGAGUCGGUACGAGAGGACUAGGGCGACGGCAGACCUCGAGGAAGCUAUCGGCGUCGCCCGGCAGGCCUCCGUCGAGGCCACGCCCGACGACCAUCCUAACCGCGCAGGCUGGUUAAACAACCUAGGAAGUGUACUUGCUUAUCGGUACGAGAGAACGGGGGCGACGGCAGACCUCGAGGAAGCUAUCGACUGCUUUCGUCAAACUUGGAACCUGGCAACUGCCAUUCCGUUCCGCCGCAUAUACGCUGCGAUUCGUUUGCUCAGAUUAUAUACUCUUCGGACCAACUUUGAUGAGGCUAUUCGCAUAGGCAAAGGCGCGAUCCAUCUUCUCCCGACUGUGAACACCAAGCUGCUCAGCAGUGACGAUCAGCAGCAUGUCAUUUCUACGUUCGCAGGUUUGGCGGCCAGUCUUUGCUCGUUACUUCUGGCAACGAAUCAAGUCGAAGAAGCGUUGCGCUACCUAGAAGAAGGCCGCGCAGUCAUUCUGAGCAAUCUGUUGGAUGCUCGGAGUGAUGCGUCGGUCGUGGCAGGCGCCCAUCCUGACCUCGCUCAUCGGUUCGAAGAGCUUCGACAAGAGAUCAAUGCACCGCUGCACGAACAUGGACCUGCUGUCGAGAGAGAGCAGCGCAUCAGCCGGCGUCGCCAGGCGAUACUAGAUUUCGAGGCCUGUGUCCAACAGAUCCGAACGAAGCCGGGCCACGAAAGGUUCAUGAUGGGGCUGACGGCAGCUGAGAUGCGACGUUGUGCGGCCGGGGGAAGCAUUGUUGUCGUCAACGUCAGCUCGUUCCGGAGCGACGCCAUCAUCAUCACGCCCACAAUCGUCAAAGCAGUUCCGCUCGCCAGGCUAUCAGCCUCUGACGCGCAGAAAUGGUUAGGCAAAGAAUGGAGCACGAAGAAGUCUCAGCGCGCGAAGAGCAACAAGGAGUACUUGGCGUACCUGGCCUGGCUCUGGGCGUUAUGCGUCGAGCAGGUCCUGAACGACAUACGCAUUCUCCAAGGCGUUCAGGGCAGCGAACUCCCCAGAGUGUGGUGGGUCGGAAGCGGCCUCGCCAGCUCAAUGCCAUUCCACGCCGCAGGGAUACACCGCAGAGGCUCGACGACGACGGCCUACCACAGGGCGAUUUCGUCAUAUGCACCGUCGAUCAAGACGCUCGCUCACGCCCGGAUAAGAGCCGACAAUCCAAAGACGUCAGGAUCCCUACUCCUGGUGACGAUGCCAACUACGCCGGCGAGGGAAGGCGAGAAAGCGCCGCCUGACCUUCCUGGCGUCGCAGCAGAGAAGGAUAUUAUGCUGGGAGUGACCAAAGGACAUCUAGCAGCCGAGCACAUGGAGGGUCCCAGCGUGGACGACGUUCUCGGAGCGCUGUCGCGUUGCUCUGUUGCGCAUUUUGCCUGCCACGGCUCGUCAGACCCCGUGGAUCCGUCCCAGAGCGGUCUGAUCCUGCAGCGACCGAGAGACGCGGCCCCCGACAGUGCUGGUGCCGCCGGUCUCGUCCAGGACAGAUUAUCGGUCGGGCGCAUGUCGGAGGUGAGCCUUCGGAAUGCCCGGCUGGCGUAUCUGUCGGCAUGCUCGACGGCGCAGAACAAGUCGGAUCGCCUCUCGGACGAGGUGAUCCACGUGGUGAGCGGAUUCCAGGUCGCCGGUUUCCCGCACGUCGUGGGCUGCUUGUGGCCGUCGAACGACAGGACGUGCGUGGAGGUGGCGAGCAGAUUCUAUUCGCGGCUUUUUGGGCAGGAGUCGCGAUGGCGCGAUGACACGGUUGCGAGUGCGCUGCGGGAUGCGGUGAUGGAGGUGAUGGAGGACGGGGAGUUGGAGGCGCCCCUGAACUGGGCGCCAUAUGUCCACUACGGUCCGUAG
Sodiomyces alkalinus F11 is the source of this 2124-nucleotide messenger RNA. RefSeq lists its product as hypothetical. The annotation marks the transcript as partial. Lineage: Eukaryota; Fungi; Ascomycota; Sordariomycetes; Glomerellales; Plectosphaerellaceae. Gene Ontology annotation, molecular function: protein binding. The transcript is spliced from 2 exons. The record is from RefSeq and is a predicted model, not a curated record.